AGAUUUGUUGGACUUGGAAUAUUGGUUGCUUCGGUCAAGUCCCGAACUGAGACAAGACAGUGUUUGUGUCGACCCAAAAUCGAGAAGCUUGGUUGGUUUUGCAGUAAAAUCAUGAUCUUUGUUGAUGGGGUUCCUUUUCCUUCACCUUCAUCUAAUCAGGAAAGUGAUACUGAGACUCUAGCUGCUUUGAUGGAACACCCCACUCUGCUGUCUGCCUCCAAUUCGUUCAAGGCUACUCCAGAAAGGAAGUUCUCUGUUCCUGAAGAGUCAGUCACAGAGAGAUCAGCACAGAGUAAAUUGGUCUAUUUGUUCCAAAGAGAAUUCGCAACUGUGGAUCCUGCACUAGUGGAUUUUGUUGGCACUGACGAAGCAACAACCUGCAUAGGCCUUGCCAUUAGGAACCGGAAAAAUGGAAUGAUCUCAGUUGCUCAUGUAGAUUCUCCGGAAAUUGUGGAUAUGGGUCUCUCCCAGAUGCUUUCAGGAGUUGUUGAUUUUAAUUUGGAUGCUGACUUGGAUGUGCAUCUUCUUGGAAGUUUUGAAGAUUUCCCCCCUAGACAUUCUGAUUAUAGCACUAAUUCAGAAAAUCAUGAAAAUAUGGAUGGUUUUUCAUUGCCAUUAUGUACCAAAAUUGUUGAAACUUUGAGGAGUAGGCGGGAGAAAUUCCACAUUCAAACUCUCUGCAUUCUUGGGCAUAACACUAGAAGGGAUUCUAACAAUGUUGCAUACCCGAUUUUCAAUGGGUUGGUGGUAGAAACUUCUAGUGGUUCUGUCCUUCCAGCCAGUUUUAACAGAACUUCAAGAUGUCCCGAUGAAGUUGUCAGGAGAAUUCGAGUAACCGCAGCUUAUGAGGACAGUACCUGGAAUGGCAAGUUACUGGAAACAUAUGAUACUCAAACGGAUAGAUUCAUAAUUGCUCCUUGCUACUGGACCCGUCGUCAAGUUCAAAUUGCCAAUUCACUGAAAUAUCUAUCAGAUACAGAAAUCCUCCAUGUAUGUUCUACUUCACCUUCUGCUGAGGGCCCAGAUUUUGUAGAAAAUGAAAGAAGGAUAUGGGAUUACUUGAUAAAACAACCAGAUUGGAGAAAAACCUUCCCCGGAAAGCGGCCACGCAUUUUCGAGAGAACUGACACUGGAGGCUGGAAAAGGUGCUAAUUGUAACGCUUACAUUGUCAUUGAUACUAGAUUCAUCUAUGAAAAUGGACUUGCUUAUUAUAUCUUAGAGUUGAUUAUGGUGGUUAGAAUGCAGACUUUUCUCAUCUCUCUGUGAAACUAUAUUAUUCUAUCGUACAAGGCUGUGUAUUUGCAAUACUAUAUUUCUUGUAGGAAUAAUGUAAACACCAUAGAGAAAUUUUAGAGAUCAUAAAUUUGAUAAGUAAUAGAAUUACAAAUCAAAUAGGAGAAGUGUAUGGUUGGAAUCAUUUA
Ziziphus jujuba (common jujube) is the source of this 1422-nucleotide messenger RNA. RefSeq names its product protein N-terminal asparagine amidohydrolase. Gene Ontology annotation, biological process: ubiquitin-dependent protein catabolic process. Gene Ontology annotation, cellular component: nucleus. The coding region runs from base 112 to 1152 and encodes 346 amino acids. The record is from RefSeq and is a predicted model, not a curated record. Gene Ontology annotation, molecular function: protein-N-terminal asparagine amidohydrolase activity. NCBI's taxonomy places the organism in Eukaryota, Viridiplantae, Streptophyta, Magnoliopsida, Rosales, Rhamnaceae. The transcript is spliced from 9 exons.